AUGAUGGUUUAUCAGAUAAGUAGUCUGAUCGAGAAUUCACAGAUAGCUGUAAUUGAGGACUCAAUGCGGGAGAUUGAACAUGAUGUCGCCACUGACAGAGGGAACUGCUUCACCUUCCAGAAGAAGGAAGGACAAUUCCGUGACCGGGCGGACUACCUGUUUAUAACGUUGGCUUCAGAUGGAGUGUGCAAAACAGAUCACAUUGGUAUGGCCGGAGAUCGACAGAGACUCUAUCUCACUGACAGCUGUAUGUUCAAAAGGGAUAUAAUGUCUCUACUAUUGCUCACAAUGGGCUUGUUCCAUGAACAUCAGAGACCAGACAGAGACCAGUACAUACAGGUACACAUGGACAACGUACAAGACGCGGCAAGACCAAUGUUUGCAAAGAUCCCAGCGAGUGAAACAGACCUUCUAGGGUUCCCGUAUGACUUCGAAUCAAUCACUCAUUUCAAUCCCUACGCCUUUGCUAAGGAUCACACAAGUCCUACAAUCAGCGCGGUUUUAUCUGGGGUCAGCUUCGGGAACACACACACGCUAAGUUAUCAUGAUGUUCUCAAAGUACAGACCCUCUACAUAUGUGGCCAUGAUACUUCGCACAUCAUUGGAAGUCCAGCCUUUGCGGUAGAUUGCAACUUUGAAAAUAUUUUGUGCAAUCUUGCCGAUGAUUACCUGGAUGAGUUCAAGUGGGUCAGACAAAGUUCACCCUUAGGUCAUAACGGUCCUGUAGCGGAUCACUCAAGUGGAAGUGGAUACUACUUAUAUGCAAACGGUACUGGACAUGCCAACCAAACAUCUCGAUUACUAUCAGCCAGAGAGAUACAACCGGGUGAGUACUGCAUCGCAAUGCACUAUUUCAUCGUUGGAAACUCUUCCGCAACCUUGACCGUGAGGAUGUAUGACUACGUCACUGACAGUGAAACUACUCUAUCCUCUAGAAGGACCAAUCACGGAAGCAAUGUGAACGGUGGCUGGUACCAAUACAGGACAUACUCCUCCAAAAUAGAUCAUAAGUGGAGAGUAUACAUCGAAGGUUAUAUCGAGAACGAGGCUGGUGGUGUAGCAAUCGAUGAUGUCCAGAUCUACCCUGGAGUCUGUUCUUAA
This is a messenger RNA of Ylistrum balloti, 1101 nucleotides long. Its product is annotated as meprin A subunit beta-like. NCBI's taxonomy places the organism in Eukaryota, Metazoa, Mollusca, Bivalvia, Pectinida, Pectinidae. The transcript has 8 exons. Gene Ontology annotation, molecular function: metalloendopeptidase activity; zinc ion binding. Gene Ontology annotation, cellular component: membrane. Bases 1 to 1101 code for a protein of 366 amino acids. The record is from RefSeq and is a predicted model, not a curated record. Gene Ontology annotation, biological process: proteolysis.